AUGGCGGACCACGACGAGUCGGUGAGGGAGUUCGUUGCAGUUACAGAUGUUGAUGAGGAGAGGGCCCGUUUUUUCCUUGAAUCGGCUGGCUGGGAUUUACAGCUUGCGCUUGCUAGUUUCUUUGAAGAUGGAGCGGAGGACGACAUCGUAACUCUUCCUCAGCCAGAAACGGGCCCAGUCUCUCGGUCGUCAGGCCCAAGUGAGCACAGGGUGACUUCAUUUAGAGAUCUGAUGCAUGAGGAGGAAGAAGAGAGUGAUGAAGAGGAAGGACAAAGGUUCUUUGCGGGGGGCUCAGAGCGUAGUGGACAGCAGAUUGUAGGCCCUCCUAAGAAGAAGAGCUCAAAUGAAGUAAUAGAGGAUUUGUUUAAAGGGGCAAAGGAGCAUGGGGCAGUCCCUGUGGACAAAGCUGGCAAACCUGGAGAGUCAAGCAGGGCCAAGCCAUUUGUAGGGGGUGGCUAUCGGUUGGGUGCUGCACCUGAGGAGGAGUCUGCUUAUGUAGCUGGAGAGAGGAGACCUUCCAGAGGCUCACAGGAUGUCCAUGUGGUACUGAAACUCUGGAAGACUGGAUUCAGCCUUGAUGAUGGUGACCUCAGGAACUACAGCGAUCCUGGGAAUGCUAGUUUCCUGGAGUCCAUCCGUAGGGGGGAGAUACCACUGGAGUUGAGACAACGUUCUCGGGGUGGACAAGUCAACCUGGACAUGGAAGACCACAGAGAUGAGGACUUCUCCAAACCCAAGGCUGCUUUUAGGGCCUUCACUGGAGAGGGCCAGAAACUGGGCAGUGCGACUCCUGAGUUGGUGUCAGCUCACAGGAUGAUGGGUGGGCAGGAGGAUCAGACUGCUAAUGAAGCUCAGGCCAGUGCCUCUGUUACUGUGGAUAACUCUCAACCAGUCACCAACAUCCAGAUUAGACUGGCAGACGGAGGCAGACUGGUGCAGAAAUUCAACCACACCCAUAGGGUAUCUGAUGUGCGUCAGUUUAUUGUGAGUGCGCGGCCAGCCAUGGCUGCAGCAGAGUUUGUUCUCAUGACAACCUUUCCGAACAAAGAGCUAACGGACGAGAACCAGACACUGAAAGAUGCUAACCUGCUGAAUGCUGUCAUUGUGCAGAGGCUAAAGUGACAGCGCCCUCUGGUGACAAGGCCGUAUUACAGCACUCUCAGUUUUCCCUUUGAUUGGGAAACUUGGACUUAUGGACUUGGAAUGACUAAAUUUUGUUUCUUUAGUGAAAUAUUUUUCUUCUUCUGAAACGGGCAUUUCUGGAUUAGCAAAAAUGAGAUGGGGGGGGGGGAUGGGCUAGAUGGUGAAAUGAUAACGAGAGGAGGGGAGAGUGGUGUGGAUCUGGUGGCCACUUUUUGCCAGUGAAAGUGGUCAGAUGAAUACGACUUUAAGAUAAUAAUAAAGUGGUUUUGAGAGAGUUU
Molecule: messenger RNA, 1421 nt
Organism: Chanos chanos (milkfish)
Lineage: Eukaryota; Metazoa; Chordata; Actinopteri; Gonorynchiformes; Chanidae
Gene: nsfl1c
Product: NSFL1 (p97) cofactor (p47)
Exons: 9
Coding region: 1-1122 (373 amino acids)
Biological process (GO): membrane fusion; Golgi organization; autophagosome assembly
Cellular component (GO): nucleus; cytosol
Molecular function (GO): ubiquitin binding
Source: RefSeq, a predicted model, not a curated record